GCCAGACUACUUUAUAUUCGAGACCCAUUGGAUUGUCAACCUUCGAGUCCGGCACAUUUUGCACGUCAAAAUAGGCUCCGGACAGAGUCACAGCCUCUGCUAUGGCGGCACGAUGGGCAACGGAUAUUUUCGAACGUCACAAACGUCGUCGUCAUCACGCCAGCGGGAAAAGCGGGGCAAGGACAGCUAUAGCUACCAGCACAACUACGUGGAUCGGGUGCGUUUAGAGGACACCACUGGCCUGCACCACCACAACAGUCACCAACAAGCCACCCACGAUCCGAGGUGUCCGCAGUUGAGAGCCGCUGGCUGGAGGCAUACGCACAAAUCGGUGUCCCAUCUCGACUUGGCCACCAGCUGUCAUGAUGCAGCUGGGACUGGCUUAGGUCGCUACUCGCAGCACCAGCUGCUCCACCACAACCGCAGCCAGGCGAACCACCAGCAGCAGCAGCAGCAGCAGGACCAUCACCAUCUGCACCCCCAUCCCCACUCGCACUCCCACCACCCACACGCCCAGCCCCACUGGACGCAGUGUCGGGUGGGCGGGGCCGGAAGCGGAAACGGUCAGCUGAGGAACGCCCGAUCCCUGGACUAUACGCAGCUCGAGCGGGACGAGAACGCCUUGGACAUCGCCGAGUUCUACUGGCGGUUCGAUGCGGAAGCUCCGCUAGACCAAGUCGAUAGCUACGCGGUUCUUCCAAUUACCGAUAACUUUGAGCCCUCGGCAGCGGCUUUAAAGGUUGUAGGUUCGGGAGAAACCACCACAGCCAGCACCACCACAAUCUCCGGCAAAGCGAAUGGUGGUGCAACAACCACCGUAACCACUGCUGCUGCAAACGCUCUGCUCGACAUUUUGGGCAGCGAGUCGUGCAGCUUAAGGAGAUCGCGCAGCUUGGCCGUAAUACGUGAGGAGACGUUUAGCGACCUGCAAAUUGGAUCGGCAAACAGCAGUCGCCGCCGAUCGCAGCUAAUACCCCGUGCCCGGCUCGUUAAUCGCGGAUUUUUCCGCGAAUCGCCCCGAUUGAACGGCAAACCGAAUCAGGCGACCUUGGUGGAUGAGCAGUCAGCGGAUCAGUCGGCGGAUGACGCCCAGAGCCAGAGAAGUAACUCGGGCACUUGCGAUUCGCAUCAGCAGCAGCAGCUACAACAGCAGCAACAGCAGCAACAUCAACAGCAGCAGCAGCAGCAACAUCAGCGACAUAGCCGAGAAUCGCGUGACUUUGAUGUCUACUACGAUAAUCUGAAACGCUUGGACGCCUUGGCUUUGAAUCUGAGUGAGCAACUGCAUCCUUGGCACAACGACAAGAGCGACUUGGAGAGCUUGAACUCGGACUAUUUCAAAAACUCUCUGCACCAAAAUCACCUGGAUCAACAGCAACCAUCUUCCCUGGAAUUUGACGCCAUCGAACAAGUGGCGGUUAGCUUACUAAAAGAAAGACCCAGGAUUUAUCAGUCUAGGAGGCAGCAACAGCACAGAAGUCUUCACCACUCCAACUGCCUACAACGUCACCUGGAUACAGGAGGCGAAUCCUGUCCGGAGCACAGUCAAAGCAGUGUUUUCCCAGAGACCACCACCAGCAAUUCGGACGAUCAAACGGAUAGUCCUUCGCUUUCGGAACAGGAAUACGAUUUAUCACACAUCGAGGAGAUCUACCAGCAGGGCGGCAAUCACGUGGAGGAGAGUUACGAGUUGAUAAGUCUUACGACCACCACAAGGACACGUUUCGAGAGUAGCGAGGAGGGUGGAGAAGAGGAGGAGGGCGGAGAAGAGGUUGUGGAAGAUCCGACCACGCCCACAGAACCACAAACCAGCGAUAGUGAUAGCACUUUAAGGCCAAAUCACACCGAUCCGUUGGAAAAACUGAUAGCCUACGAUUCGGUGUAUCUCUCAUCGGAAGACAGCUCAGAUUGCACAUUAAUUGGCGAAAGCUGCGAGUCCUUUGAGCAGAGAACUUUCACCAGUUGUGGGGAAAGUGGAGAGUUGGAAACCCGCAGCUUGCUGCAUAUUUCCAUAGAGGAUACGGUUUAUGAACCGCAGGCUAAGCAACACAAAAAGGGCGUUAAUCAAGAGGAUCAAUCCACACCACUCUUAGCCACAACAGCCAAAGUUGAAGCACAGAUAUUCACACAGGUUUUGAAAGUGGAACACACACCCAAGCCCAAAAUCCUUGCAGUGGUGGAAAAACGUAAGCUCAAACAGGAGGAAGUCAAGCAGCAAGCGCCGGAACUAAAGCGUCAGGCCACCGACUCCUUCAUAGUUACUGCCAGCAAAUCCAAUCUCACAGAGAAUCAAUACCAUAGCCUGCCGGAUGUUAAUAUAGGAGUGAGUCUCAAGGCUUGCGAGAACAUAGACAAGGAGCUCAGAUCAUCCUACAACCAACAAAGGCAGCAGCAACGCAAAGAGACCAAAAAGGAACAGCCGGUGACCCGGGCGGAGACCUACGAUUCCAUUAGACGUUUUGGACGUGCCCAUCAAAAGGCCCGGCAAAGGGAGCACCAGGAAAGGGAACGAGAACGGGAAAGGGAAGCAUCAGCCGCUCUACAGGAAAAGGAUAAGGAACGGGAAAAGGAAAAACCAAAGAUAAACAAGGAAGUUUUAGCACAGGAGCGGAAAAUUGAAGUGAAAGAAACGUCAAAGACUCAAGUUUUAAUCGAGGAGAAGCAGGAGGAAGUAGCAGAGCAAGAGGAGGAACCACUGCCACCACCACCGCCCCCUUUCUCGGAGUAUUCCCUACCGGAGGACUCUCCGGCGGAAGUAGAGCGGGAGGAGGACAUCUAUCUAUCUGUAUCUAUUUCACAACCGGAACAACCGAAGGAGGCGCCCGUCAUUGAGGUGGCCAAUUUCAGCAAGCUAAUCGAGCGAAGGGCCCAGGAAAUCCGCGAACGACAGGAGCAAAUUAAACCAUCCUUCCACAUCAUUGUCACCGACGCCCAGAACAACAUCAUCCAAAAGGAGGCCAUUGAGGAGGAGAACAAGGAACCCAGACAACAGAGGAUUAGCCCCAAUUCCAACACGAAAACAUACUCAAAUUCAAACUCAACUUGUAAUCCCAUUCAGCGUCCCCACCUCCGUCGCUCUGUGAGUUCUUCGAGUGGCAAACCGCUGGAACAUCGCAUUCUCAGCACUGGUGCUCCAAUUUACAAGGCCCGACCUGUCAAGGUUCUACCCUCCUCCAGCAGCGAUUCGAGCUUUUCGCGGGGCAAAAUGUCGCGACCCCAAAUUCUGCAUGUCGUCGAUGGCCGUGGAGGAGUGGCGCCCGGAGGGGCUGGCGGCACGCUGCGCAGGAGGAGCAGUGCCAGGAGCAUUGCCAGCACAAUUAGCUCGGCAGCAGGAGGUGAGGCGGCUAAUGAAUAUCUGCAAAAAGUGGAUGCAGUUAGAUGCUACUGGAACAAGCUAGCAGGAAAUGAACCAGAAGCACUGAAAACAGAGCCGACGAAGUCGACAAACGAAAACCAGUCAGGCAUUCACUUCCAGUUGGGUGGAGAGACCACAACCCAAUCUUUGGAUAAAUCCCCACCAGUUGGCAAUGAUUUCUACAGCAUGAUGCCGCAUCCCUCCAUAGAAAUUGUGGAAUUGGGUGAGGGCGCUCAAAAGGCCACCAUUGUGAAGGCUGCUCCGGAACAGGAUGAGGACCAGGAUGAGGAUCAAGACCAGUUCGAUCACAUAAGGUACAAAGUGCUGAAGUCUCAGCAGCUGAUACGCAACAAUUUCCUCUCGACAAGAAACAAAAAAGAGGCCCAGUUCGACGGUUUGAUUCAGUAUCUGCAGGAGUACAGUUUCCAGGAGCUGCUGAGCAAUAACAAUGUGGUUAUAGUGGAGCCUGUGAGGACUAAGAUUGAACGACCUUUACAGGUGGGCAUAAAUGGGGGCAACACGACUACAACUGUUCCACCGCCAAAACCUCCUAGGGUAGUAAAUGCCUCGGGCUCUCAGCCACGGAAAACUCGGCAGAGACAAACUGGCGGCGCCGCUGCCAAAAGACAUUUCUUCUACCAACCUGUAAGGGUAAACCGAGAACUCUACGAGGAUGAGUUACCAGAUCCUGACACAGUGCGCAAUGUUCGUCGCUUCUUCGAGCAGAAUGUCCUGCCAACGCCUGGUCAGGGACUCCUGGUGCAGUCCCAGCAAAAGUUUGGUGGUUCCGCCUGUCAACUGAGUCCCAAAUCGAGAAGAGCACGGGGCUACCGAUACCUGACCAUCGAUACCAGUUACGGAGGAGCUGGCGAGGAGCAGCCCAAGGGAAUGGAACUGCUGGAGGAGCACAAGGCCAAGCACUGGGACAAUGCCAGUCUAUCGAGUGGCAUUUCCAGCGGUGAUUUAAGUUCUCCCUGCGGGGAAUAUCAUCACCAGGAAUCGCCAGUAAUGGCCUGCAAGGAUGUCCAUGUUCAGGACGUUGUCAGGCGGCACAAUAGCAAUGCUGCCAAUGCGAAGGCACGAUCUAAAUUUGCCAACCGACGCACCUGGUGCAUGGGCACAGGUCACGGCGGAGUGGGAGCAAAUGAAUCCCUUUACCGGCAAAUUUAUGAAAAUAAUUUGGGACAUUCUGAGCAGCAGGAGAAUGACGAACAUUUGGAGGAGGAGGACGAUGAACAGGAUGACCAGUACGAGGACGAUGUGGAGCAGGAUAUGUGCGAGAACUAUUACGUCAGCAAUGACGUGCUGGCCAAGAUAAGGGAGUGCGGCUCAAGUGUCACCUACUACGGAGGACGGGUCCUGGACAAGACCGCAACCAGCAACACAGCCCCGCCCACGAAAACCACUCAGCCAAUGACGGGGAGUGGAACCCGCAGCCGAGUUCGCCAAAUAGAGGCCUGCAAUGUGUGCCUGCCCAGCGAGAGAUGCGAACAUCGAUUGCAAACCAAACAAUCGGCAGCAGAACAGCAGCAUGACUCCUAUCAAGGCAUAAAAUUUAAGCUGGUCAAGUCCAACAGCUGCAGCAGUCGACUCGAGUUGGCCGGAACUGGAGAAGAUGAGGUCAACGCCGACAGCGAAGUUGUUCGAAAAAUGGUUCAUCACUUCGAGGCGAAUCAGACAACGACAGGCAUUGAUGGCCAACUGACCAUCAACAGCCAGAGUCAGAUAACGUUGGCCAAGGAGCCGGAGGAGGUCCCGCGACGCCAAGUGACAGUAAAUAAUCACAUCAAUGUGCUUGGGGACAUGCCCGAGGAGCUCGAGAGGGCUGAAAACUUUAAUGGCCAGCCGGAGAAUGGUUAUGGUGCGGAUAUAUUGCCCACAUACGAAAGUCAAGCCAUGAACAUACGCCUCGAUGUGCCUACUGAGGGCAAGAGCAUCCUGCAAGCUGCUGCCAGCAAAGUUUGUCGAAAUAAAAACGUGGACUUGGCCUACACGUUGGUUAAGACAACCACAAAUCCUCCCAAGGGCAGGCCCAUCGAAGCUCCGCGCCAGAAAAUUGGAAAACAACAUCGCGAAGUGGAGGAAAUUGGAGAAAUGACUGCCGUGACAAAGACUGUCAAGCUGACAAAGGCCCCAUCACAAGUCAUAGUGCCUGCAGAUUGUCACAGUCAGGCUUCGAUAGCUACAACAGCACCGAUUCCCGAGCGUCGACUGAGCAACGCCAGCAGUAGUAACUCUGCGGUGGACAAGACCGUGGUUCGUCACUAUGUGGCCAAUGAUAAAAGCAUCUAUGAGCGGCGCAAGUACGAUGAGAUAGAGUUCGAGGAGUUUGAGGUUUACGAUCCCAGCAAGGAACCACCUCAAGUGGAGGAAAGUCCCGAGAAAAUACCCACAGAUGCAGAGCUCUACGACAGCUUGGAUGACAAAAUGUGAACGAAAACCAAUGCUCAAACCAAUUACAAACAGCAACGACUACUUCUUGGGGUUUUGGGUAAAAGCGUUAAUCAUACCAUACAUCUACAUCGGUAGACUAAUUUAGCUUUACAGGUAAAGCCAAAAGAUUAUACCAUAAACUAUCCAAAGUAUAUAAUAUAUUAUUAUUUAAAUUUAAUUUGCAAUACAAAAUUUGUUCACCUGUACAUUAUAAAUUUAUGCUUAAAUAAAUAUGCAAUUUAUUUAACGAGCUGUGACUGCCGUCGACUAAUUAUUCAUUAUGCAUUUAAUUUACAGAAGCCUAUGGGCAGCUCUCACUGCCUUAUUGCUAAAACUAUCUAUCACGUUUCUGUGUGCAGAUAAACGGGAGACCACAACAGCCAAUAAUUGGUUAAACUAAUCUUAAAUUAACCCAUAAUUUAUUGACAUUUAUGAUUAAAAGCAUUUAUGAUUAGAAAGGGGAGGGGAAUU
Drosophila elegans is the source of this 6259-nucleotide messenger RNA. Its product is annotated as protein javelin. The transcript is spliced from 6 exons. The coding region runs from base 113 to 5788 and encodes 1891 amino acids. The record is from RefSeq and is a predicted model, not a curated record. NCBI's taxonomy places the organism in Eukaryota, Metazoa, Arthropoda, Insecta, Diptera, Drosophilidae.